GAGAGGAACUAUGAAAAUCUGCUGACGAGAGGCACGACUGCCUUUGGAGGAAAUUCAACAACUCCAACUCGAUAACCCAGAUUUCGGUGUAGCCGCAUAACGUUCGGGGUUGUCAGGGGCCAGGUGGAAGGAAGGAAGAACGGAAGGAAUGUGCGACGAGUCGUGACCAGCGGAAGGCGGCCAGUCGACGAUACAUUUCCGGUGGUCGGCGGCCACUUGGAGCAAGUUUGCCCCUUGAUCGUGGACAAUAACGUGGGCGAGGACCGCUCGUUACACGCUACAUGCCCACGAAGGAUAUGGAUAGACGAGCGUCCUCAGCGCAGUUGGCAUUCGUGACACGCACCAUCGAUGACAUGAGCCACCAUGGGAUCCAUCGCUUCGCCGCACCGCACCGCACCAUGUCGCCAGGAAUUACGAUUCUCUAUAGGCGCAUUUAUGCACCGAAAUCGACGACGAACCCCGAUGUCUCCACUGGCGCGUUCUCCUUGACGAAAACGGCCACCGGUAUACUCUUCAAGUUCAGCAACAUCGACGAUUUUCAGGCGGUCUACAAAAAGGGCUUCCACAAAGUCACCGGGGCACGCUUCUACAAGAAGGUCGCUAUACCCUGCAGACCGGCGAAGACGUUCACCGUCUACGUUUUGGACGUACCUGAAGAAUUACCCGAGGAGGAUAUUAGACACGCUCUCUACAAGUACCGGUCUAUAGUCGAAAUUACGCGGCUACCUCUCAACACGGGCACUGUUCUGAAAGCGAUCAACGACAAGUUGAAAAGCGACGCUCACAGCCAGAAUGAGCCUGCGACGAUUUACACGGGGCCACCCGUUAUAAGGGUUACCCUGGCCAGCGUGGAAGAGACCUCGACGCUGCUCAGCCGUGGACUGGAUUUUUAUGGAGCCACAUAUUUCCCCACCGAAACUCCCCAUCCAGCUGCUCAGCCCCUGGCCAAAUACAAAAACAACAGAUGGCUCGAGCUGGCAGCCGUCGGUGCUGGACAAAGAGUCAGGGAUCUGCUUCCGGUCUUCGACAACGCUGGCUUCAACAAAUUACCACCCCCGGCCAGCCGGCUGAUAAAACCACAAAAAAACUGACACGUUCCUCGACUUCUUUCAUCCCCUCUUCGAAAUUCCACGCAACUGCCGUGUUCGCCACCUUCGACCUUGAGUUUUAUCGCAUUUUAGAUAGGAGUGUCGAAGAUCGGUUUCAGGGGAUCGAGAAUGCGUUAAAGGAAAUCGGAAAUUCUUUCUUGCACCGUAACAUAAUCGCGUUUGUGUAAUACUUUUGUUAACUGAAUUCCUUCGUAGUGUAAUAGAACGAGGAAGAAGGCUAAAGGGAACGACUAACAAACUAUUUCUUUAAUUCGUGAAGCUAGAUGUACAAAUUUGUAACAUCUGCUGCUCCUACCUAAUGAGUUUUAACAAUUCGGUUAUGAUUUCUAUGGAGAUGAACGAUUACUCGUUCUAACAUUAAAAUUAAGUAAUUUUCAGGAAACAGAAUUGAUCGGUGUUUGGUUUCUGAUUGAGCGUUAUAGUACAGCGUUACGGUAUCGUAUUCCAUGGUCUGUCUGACUUUCUCUCGUACCACACUGUGAGAAGGUUAACAAUUUGCUCGAUAGGUUGACUCGGUAAUCUACCAGGUAGAACGAUUACUAUGCAAAAUCCUUUUUAAAAUACACACAGUUUAAAGGAACUGGGUUUUACCAUUUACAUUUUUCAUCGAUGGUGAAAAUGUAUUUAUCACGGUGAUUUGUGCCGGAACUUGAAAAGAACGGCGAAUCCUGUGGAAUAGCGAAUAAAACUAAAUAUCGACAAAAGAUAUGUCUUAAGAGAUAAGUUUUCAUCGAAUUCUUAUUCAUAUUGUAAUAAAGACUUAAACUGGUAUUACGUUUGUUAACCUCAGCCAUACCUCUGAUCAAAGAGAUUCUAGAAUAAAGAAGGCCAUUUCACGUUUAUUCUACGAACGCUUUUGUACAAGUUAUUGAUAUUUAUAGAGAUCGUUCUAUCUGGCUCUUCCUAAAAUGUUCCUAUUCGCAUGUGCAAGAAUAAUAUUUAAUUGCAAUAACGAAUCGCUGUUCCUAUUUAAGUUAUAUAUUACGAUUCAUAAGAAUGAAUUGUUCUCUCGUUAAAGAGAUUUCGGUCAGUCUGUGACAAAUUGAAAAAUUUACGUAUGUCGAAAGAAACAAUAUCUGAAUAUAGAAUGCUCUAACACACAACAUUGUUAUUUAAUACCUCAGCGACGAGGAAUCAAUUUCUUGACACUGUAUUAACGAUGAUAAUUUUACAUUGUAUAGAAAAUAUUAAAAUUUUGAAGUGACGCAAAAA
Bombus pyrosoma is the source of this 2321-nucleotide messenger RNA. RefSeq lists its product as uncharacterized. Bases 282 to 1091 code for a protein of 269 amino acids. Lineage: Eukaryota; Metazoa; Arthropoda; Insecta; Hymenoptera; Apidae. The record is from RefSeq and is a predicted model, not a curated record. The transcript has 6 exons.